Messenger RNA from Pygoscelis adeliae (Adelie penguin), 1546 nucleotides. It is a transcript of the gene BAIAP2L2, whose product is annotated as BAI1-associated protein 2-like 2. Gene Ontology annotation, molecular function: protein binding. Lineage: Eukaryota; Metazoa; Chordata; Aves; Sphenisciformes; Spheniscidae. Bases 14 to 1546 code for a protein of 510 amino acids. The record is from RefSeq and is a predicted model, not a curated record. Gene Ontology annotation, cellular component: nucleoplasm; cytosol. The transcript has 15 exons. Gene Ontology annotation, biological process: plasma membrane organization; actin crosslink formation; actin filament bundle assembly.
AAAGGCUCUGGAGAUGGACCUGUCCUACAGAUCCACCAUCUCCAUCUAUAAGAGUAUUCUGGAGCAGUUCAACCCCGCGCUGGAGAAACUGGUGUACCUGGGGAACAACUACCUGCGUGCUUUCCAUGCAUUAUCCAAAGCGGCUGAAGUGUAUUUUAAGGCAAUUGAGAAGAUUGGGGAGCAAGCGCUGCAGAGCUCCACCUCACACGUGCUGGCUAGUCCCUUUCCAGGUACUGGGGGAAGGAAGACAGCUCCUCUAAAUGGUGUCUCACAGCGCCAGGCCCUGUCCAGGCAACUCCUGAGCUCUGAUUUGGAAGUCAUGGCUCAGACCUUCCACGUGGACCUGCUGCAGCACAUGGAGAAGAACGCCAAAAUGGAGUUGCAGUUCAUCAGUGAAAGCCAGAAGCAGUAUGAGCUGGAGUACCAGCGCAGAGCCACCAACCUGGAUAAGUGUAUGGCAGAGCUGUGGAGAAUGGAGAGGGCCCGUGAUAAAAAAGUCCGGGAGAUGAAGGAGAAUGUGAUGCGACUGCGCUUGGAGAUGCAGGCGUUUGUCUCUGAGAGCCAGAGAGGGGCUGAGCUGGAGGAGAAACGCCGCUACCGCUUCCUGGCUGAAAAGCACCAGAUGCUCUACAACACUCUCCUCCAGUUUUACAGCAGGGCCCGGGGCGUGAUCCAGACCAAGGCACCGCAGUGGAAGGAGCAGCUGGAGGCCAGCCGCAACCCCUCAAACAGCCACUCUCAGGGGCUUCUCAUGGCCUCCCAUGGCCAGGGGUAUCCAUCGGGCCGGCUCACCCCCACCCACCUCGAGAUGCCCCAGAGACCCCUUGGGGACUUUAGUUCUCCCAUGACUGGGAGUAGAUCCAGCGCCUUCUCUCCAGAACCUCCAGAAAUGAGACUGUCUCCUCAACCAGAGCUCCCCAGGCAGCCACUGCGGAGGACACCAUCAGGCAGUUUGCUCCCUGCUGGCCGUACCUCCCGUUCGGGUUCCUUUGGUGAGGCCAGCAGUGGCAGCGAAGGCAGGAGGAGGAGCGGCAUGGUGAGAGUGCAGGCUAUUGUGCCCCACGCAACGGGUGCCAACCGGACCCUGCUACGGUUUGACCCCGGGGAUGUCAUCACGGUGCUGAUGCCGGACGCGCAGAACGGCUGGCUGUAUGGCAAGCUGCAGGGCUCAUCCACAUGUGGCUGGUUCCCUGAAGCUUAUGUCAAGCCUCUGGAGGAUGCGAGGGAGAUGGAGGAGCCAGUCACCAGGUCCUUCCCACUGCGAAGCAGUCACAGCAUGGAUGACAUCCUGGACCGUACCAGCACUCCUUCCUCUAGCAAUUACUGGCCUGCUGCUGCCCAGCCCAGCUUGCCGAACCCACCUCCCCUCUCGGUGGGUGCCAGCAGUCACCAGAGUGGGGUGGCCACCCCAGUCAGUUCUGGCUCCAAGAAAUCAGGAGUAUUUGACCAGCGCCCUGAACUCUUCCCACGAGGUACCAACCCCUUUGCCACAGUCAAGCUGCGUCCCACGGUCACCAACGACCGCUCGGCACCCAUCAUCCGAUGA